This is a messenger RNA of Gavialis gangeticus (Gharial), 4303 nucleotides long. It is a transcript of the gene SNAP91, whose product is annotated as synaptosome associated protein 91. Gene Ontology annotation, molecular function: 1-phosphatidylinositol binding; SNARE binding; phosphatidylinositol-4,5-bisphosphate binding. Lineage: Eukaryota; Metazoa; Chordata; Crocodylia; Gavialidae. Gene Ontology annotation, cellular component: clathrin-coated pit; extrinsic component of presynaptic endocytic zone membrane; synaptic vesicle. Gene Ontology annotation, biological process: clathrin coat assembly; synaptic vesicle budding from presynaptic endocytic zone membrane; clathrin-dependent endocytosis. The record is from RefSeq and is a predicted model, not a curated record. Bases 63 to 2852 code for a protein of 929 amino acids. The transcript has 30 exons.
CUGCCCCCCCCCCCCCCCCCCCGCCUUUGCAGAAGAGGCAGCAGCGUUAACAUUAGCCGAAGAUGUCGGGUCAGACGCUGACAGAUCGCAUCGCAGCUGCUCAGUACAGCGUUACGGGAUCGGCCGUGGCCAGAGCCGUCUGCAAAGCAACCACGCAUGAAGUGAUGGGGCCCAAGAAAAAGCACCUGGACUAUUUGAUCCAAGCUACCAAUGAGACCAAUGUUAAUAUUCCCCAAAUGGCCGAUACCCUCUUUGAGAGAGCAACAAAUAGUAGCUGGGUGGUUGUGUUCAAAGCCUUAGUCACAACACAUCAUUUAAUGGUCCAUGGCAAUGAGAGAUUUAUUCAGUAUUUGGCAUCUAGAAAUACACUAUUCAAUCUCAGCAACUUUUUGGAUAAAAGUGGAUCACAUGGAUAUGAUAUGUCUACCUUUAUAAGGCGGUAUAGUAGAUACCUGAAUGAAAAAGCAUUCUCCUACAGACAAAUGGCAUUUGAUUUUGCAAGAGUGAAGAAAGGAGCUGAUGGUGUAAUGAGAACAAUGGCUCCAGAAAAGCUGCUAAAAAGUAUGCCAAUAUUGCAGGGACAAAUUGAUGCACUACUUGAAUUUGAUGUUCAUCCAAAUGAACUGACAAAUGGUGUCAUAAAUGCUGCAUUUAUGCUUCUCUUUAAAGAUCUUAUUAAGCUUUUUGCUUGCUACAACGAUGGAGUCAUUAACUUACUAGAGAAAUUCUUUGAAAUGAAAAAAGGACAGUGUAAAGAUGCUCUUGAAAUUUACAAACGAUUUCUGACUAGAAUGACAAGAGUAUCUGAAUUUCUUAAAGUUGCAGAGCAAAUUGGAAUCGACAAAGGGGAUAUUCCUGAUCUCACGCAAGUAUUGCUGUCAAGAGUUCUGGUUGAUCUGAAAGACACUGAUAAUGAAAAUUCCCCUUUUAAAGACUGUACCAUUGAUGAACCGGCUCCCAGCAGUCUCAUGGAGACUCUCGAGCAACAUCUAAACUCCUUGGAAGGAAAAAAACCUGGCAAUAGUGAAGGAUCUGGGGCUCCUUCUCCUUUAAGCAAGUCUUCUCCAGCCACAACUGUUACAUCUCCUAGUUCUACUCCAGCAAAAACUAUUGAUACAUCUCCACCAGUUGAUCUCUUUGCAACUUCUUCAACAGCAGCUCCUGUCAGUAGCACUUCCAAACCAUCCAGUGAUCUUCUGGAUCUUCAGCCAGACUUCACAUCAGCUGUGCAAGCAGCUCCAGCAGCUCCUGGAGGAGCAACUUCAUGGGGAGAUCUCUUAGGAGAGGAUAAUCUGGCUGCACUUUCCAGUGUUACUUCUGAGCCACAGAUUUCAGAUCCCUUUGCACCAGAACCUAGCCCAAGUACUGCUGCAACUACUGAUGCUCCAACUACUUCAGCUUCUGCUACAACUACAACUAUUACUGCUGCCACUGCUGAAGUGGAUCUCUUUGGAGAUGCCUUUGCAGCUUCUCCUGGUGAAGCCCCUGCAGCACCUGAGGGGGCAGCAGCACCAGCUACCCCAACCCCUGUAGCAGCAGCUCUUGAUGCAUGUUCAGGAAAUGACCCUUUUGCCCCAUCUGAAGGUAGUGCAGAGGCUGCUCCUGAGCUGGACCUCUUUGCUAUGAAGCCAACAGAGACCAGUGUUCCUGUAGUUACCCCUACAACUAGUGCAGCCACUCCAGCUCCUGCAACUACUCCUUCUCCAGCUGCUGCUGCUGCUGCUGCUGCUACUACUGCUACUGCCACUGCCACUGCCACUACCACUACCACAUCUGCCACCACUUCUGCUCCUCCUGCUCUAGAUAUCUUUGGUGAUUUAUUUGAGUCUGUUCCUGAUGUUCCUGCACCACCUAAACCAGAUGCUACUCCUAGCAUAGACCUGUUCGGUACAGAUGCUUUUUCAUCUCCACCACAUGGAGCUUCUCCUGUGCCUGAGAGUUCUCUUACUGCUGAUCUCUUAUCUGUGGAUACGUUUGCAGCAGCAUCUCCUCUACCCACUACAUCUCCAGCAAAGGUGGAUUCUUCAGGUGUGAUUGACCUAUUUGGUGAUGCUUUUGGAAGCAGUGCUUCUGAACCCCAACCUGCAACCCAGGCUGCUUCUAGUUCUUCAGCUUCUGCAGACCUACUGGCUGGUUUUGGAGGUUCUUUCAUUGCUCCCUCUCCAUCACCAUCUCCAGUUACUCCAGCUCAAACCAACUUAUUACAGCCCAACUUUGAUGCAGCUUUUGGAACAUCAUCUUCAACUUCAACUGCUGGCAGCUCAUUUGAUGCAUCAGUGUUCGAUGGUUUAGGUGAUCUUCUUAUGCCAACUAUGGUUCCCUCUGGUCAGUCCAUAGCAGCUACUGCUGCAGCACCUUCCCCCUCUUCAGCAGCAACCAAAGGCCUUGGAAGUGAUCUUGAUUCAUCUCUUGCAAGUUUAGUAGGCAAUCUUGGAAUUUCUGGUACAACUUCAAAAAAGGGAGACCUUCAGUGGAAUGCUGGAGAAAAGAAAUUAACAGGAGGAGCUAACUGGCAACCAAAAAUAGCACCUGCAAUGUGGUCAACUGGUGGUGUCCCAAGCAGUUCGUUGACAGGAACUGUGCCUCCAGCAAGUGCUGUUCCCCCAACAGCAGGUGCCCCCCCUGCUGCGCAACCAGGAUCAGGAUUUGGAAUGCCUCCUGCUGGAGCAGGUGUACCCAUGAUGCCACAGCAGCCAGUUAUAUAUGGGCAGCCUAUGAUGCGGCCACCAUUUGGAGCUGCUUCUGGACCUGGUGUACAACUCUCUCCAAGCCCUACUCCCGCCUCUCAGAGUCCCAAGAAACCUCCAACAAAGGACCCGUUAGCAGAUCUUAACAUCAAGGAUUUCUUGUAAACAAUUAAAGCUGCAUUUUUUUCUGACUGGAUACUAAAAAAUGUGAGUUUGGAGUCUACAAAUAAUAGUUUGAUGCUCAGAGUUUCAAAGUGAGCCACCAGUACCAAACCCAGUGCUUAUUCAGACUCUCUUACUUCCAAAACGUGUAGCACAGCUGUGAAAGUGAACAUUAGGAAUGUGUACUACCUUAGCUGUUACCCCCUACUCUCUCUAAAUUUGUGUACUUGGGUUAUUUGUGUUUUACAACUUAAACAAUGGAUGUAUGUUUCCGAUGCCUUCUAGUGCUUUUCUGCACCUAUUCAGUGGGGGCAGAUUAUGCAGCCGUUGUGUGGUGAGCCAUUUGGAGCGAUGUGUCUGUGUUUUUUGAAGGUUUCAAUGUAUAUAACUUUUUGACAAACACCUGAAAUUUCCCUAAGAGUUCAGUUUCUUCUGUAUCUGUUUAAAAAAACAAAACAAACCUAGUGUGAUGAUACCCAAUAGUAAAAAAGCACUUAACUAUGAUAGUUUUGUGUGGAAUACAUUUUUCCAAUCACAAGAAUCUCAAUUGUUGUGAAAAAAGUUUUAUUUUUGUGACACUAUAUAUGUUAAGAUAUAAUUUAAAGUAAUAUAAUGGUAACAUUCCAUGAGUAAUGCUUCUUUCAAGUUAUUUAUAAAGUAUGAAAAAUCAUAUCUGAAAAUACCUUAUUUAUCGUUUGUUUUUAUUUAAAAUGUAUUUUAACUUGAGUUUUUGCAUUUAAAUUGGCCUAUUUAUCAGUUCUUGCUAAAUGCACUGAAAAGAAGUAAAGGGUCAGUUUCUCUCCAAAUAGCUUAAAAAAAAGGCAACCAUAGUUGUACUGGCAUUAAGAUUUUUUUUAAAAGUACAAAAGCACUCUUUGGUAUAUCGGUAGUCAACAUUAUCUCAAGUGGUGUUUUUUCAUUUUUAUUUUUCUUGUAUGUACAUCUGUUAAUUUAGUGCUUACAUGUGUACUCCUUAGACUAGCAUUUUUUUCCAGUCCCCAACCACGCUGUGAGUAGUUUUUGUACUAUUUGUGAUUUAGGUCUAAUACUGAUCUAGAGAACUACACCCUUUACUGUACAUAUUGUGUUUCUUUGAUUUUUUUUUUUUUGUUGUUGUUUGUUUGUUUGUUCUCAUACUGUUUUGUGCUGAUGGCUUGGCUUAAGAAUUUAACUCUAAAUGAAGUCACUGUUGAUCAGUGUUACAAGUGGCUUGGCAGCUCUCUGUAAAAGCAUAUUGGGUUGGAAAGAUGUUCACUUAAGUCUUUCAAAUUACUAUUUAAUCAAUGUAUGGUACCAUUAAAAGUGGUUGUAUCUGAAUUUACUGUGGGGAUAACAUACACCAUAAGGGGGGGAGAGUUAUAUAAUGCUAAUUUCAAAAUGGCUCUUUGUAUUUCGGUUUAAAAACCCAGUGCAUGUAUGCCCUCUGAGAUGAUGCAAUAAACACCUUGAUCAAA